Molecule: messenger RNA, 1924 nt
Organism: Drosophila biarmipes
Lineage: Eukaryota; Metazoa; Arthropoda; Insecta; Diptera; Drosophilidae
Gene: Ugt301D1
Product: UDP-glucosyltransferase 2
Exons: 4
Coding region: 158-1750 (530 amino acids)
Molecular function (GO): UDP-glycosyltransferase activity
Source: RefSeq, a predicted model, not a curated record
CCGAGUUUUAGUGAUAACCGCACUGUGGUGCCCAGUGGUCGCGUUGCGCGCUCAACUUCAGUUUGAAUUUAAAACGUGCUAAUUUUGUUGAAUUUCGAGUGCAUAUAUAUUCAAGAGCUAUUUCUGUGCACAAAAAAGUGAGCUCAGUUGAAAAAAGAUGGAGAUGCAGCUGCAGUGGAAGUGUUGGAUGUUGAUCUUCCUGAUCGGACUGCCGGGACUUUGCUCCGGCUAUCGGAUACUCUUCAUGGGACCCUUUCCCGCCCCCAGUCACUGGCUCUGGCUGGAGCACUUCCAAAGGGACCUGCUGCGGCAGGGACACCAUGUGACCAGUGUGAACAAUCAUCCCACCAAGCAGCCCCACGAGAAUCUCACGGAGAUCAUCAUCAGCCCCUCCUUCGACAUACCCAAACACUUUCCAAAGGAGAACAUCUUUACGAUGCAGUUUGUGAGCGAUUUCAAUAACCUGGAUCUUUGGUGGACUAUCGGGCUCAUGACCACGGAGCAUGCCUUCAAUGAUCCCAAAGUUAAGCAGCUGAUCGAGAGCAAGGAUGAUCAUUACGAUUUGGUCAUACUGGAGCAGUUUUUCCACGAGGCCUUCCUGAUGUUCGGCAAGAGGUUUAAUUGUCCGGUGGUGACCAUUGGCACUAUGGGCUAUGCCGAUAAUAUCGAUCACGCCAUGGGUCUCAUAACUCCUUGGUCCUUGAUCCCCCAUCUGCUGUUGUCGCACACUGAUCGCAUGACCUUCAGUCAGCGGGCCUACAAUGCCUACUUAUCCCUGUAUGAUGUGAUAAUGCGGCGUUGGGUUUACCUACCAAAAAUGCAGAAGCUCGCAGAGCAGUAUUUCAAGGGAUCCAUUGAGGGUCCGUUACCCAAUGUUCUUGAGCUCGAGCGCAAUAUAUCGCUUGUCCUGAUCAAUGCCCAUCGCAGUAUAGAUCUUCCGAGACCCAGUAUGCCAGGACUCAUAGACGUGGGUGGGGCUCACAUUCAGCAACCAAAGAAGCUGCCCACCGACCUUCAGAACUUCUUGGACAAUGCCGUUAACGGAGUGGUCUACUUUAGCAUGGGCUCUUACGUGAAGAGCACUGAUUUGCCGCCAGAGAAGACAGCCCUGAUUCUCAAGGCCUUUGGCCAGCUCAAGCAGCAGGUGAUUUGGAAGUUUGAAAAUGAAUCCAUCGGCGAUCUGCCCUCGAAUGUGAUGAUUAAGAAGUGGAUGCCCCAGAACGACAUUCUGGCGCAUCCGAAUGUCAAGCUCUUCAUCACGCACGGCGGUAUUUUCGGAACCCAGGAGGGCAUCUACUGGGGUGUUCCGAUGCUGUGCAUACCUCUCUAUGGGGACCAGCACCGGAACACGAUCAAAUCGGUGCGGGAGGGCUAUGCCCGGUCCCUGGUGUUCUCCAAACUCACCACCGAUGAACUGGUGCGCAAUAUCGAGACUCUGAUCAACGAUCCGCAGUACAAGCGCAGUGCUCUGGAGGUCUCGCAGCGCUUCCGCGAUAAUCCCAUACAUCCGCUGGACGAGGCCACCUUCUGGAUAGAGUACACCAUCCGGCACCGAGGGGCACGGCAUCUGAAGUCGCAGGGCGCCUUCAUCCCCCUGUACCAGUAUCUGCUGCUCGACGUCCUGGGAUGCCUGUUGCUGGGCGCCUUCCUCGCCAUCUGGCUCCCGUGGCGGAUGAUCAAGAGGGUCCACAAGUGGUGGCUCAAAGGGGAGGCCUCCGACAAACUUAACCAGAACAAGAAGCGGUUGUAGGAGGAGGCCAGCUCUUAACUAGUCGCCGAUAUAAUUAAUUGUGAUAUAUUUUUAGAUCACAAAUGUACAGAAACCAAGUUUGAUUGUUGUUGUGUACGUACUACUUGCUAUUGUUAGCAAUAAAAAGUGAAAUAUUUACAAAAGCUUAAUAAAAUAGUUAAUAAUACAUUAAAA